AUGCCUUUGCCAAAGGCACCCAAGGCCGAAAAGGCGCCAGAGGUGUAUACACCUUUGCCGCCCACGGACAGGCUGGCUAAGCAAAGGCGGGUGAAGCAGCCGAGCUCAGCGACCAGUACCACGCCUCAAACGCCUCAGCCAGCUCCGCACAAGAAGGCCAAGAUGGCCAAAGGCGACCCUAUUGCGCACUCUCACGUCGACGAGGCCGGCGACGACCAAGAGGACAUAGCCAAGAAUCCUGUGCUCAGGAACUCCCUUCUGAACCCCGAUCUGCACACUGAUUUUGCUGCCGAGCUUGGCGAAAUCGGUCCCGCCGAAGAGGACGUCGCCAAGCGGCCGGCGUCCAAGAACGACAAUCGGCACAAAAACAAGGCCAUGGAUGCCCCAAAACUUGUGGCCAAGCGGCCGGCAUCCAAGAACAACAAACGGCACGUCCACCGGGAAACUGACACUGGCUCGGUUUCCCUUCGUCCCGGCGAGACCAGCGGUGGCCAGCCUGUCGAGAAAGCCAACGUGGUCCGGUCGAACGAAGACCUAGGUAGCGUUCAGAAGGCACCUGCUGCCGUCGGUGUCAAGGAUUCCGGUUCCGGAAAGAAGCAAGCCACCGACGGGAUCACUCAGGCCGGCAAACACUCCCGUUCAAAAACAGCCAGCAAGAAGCCCGAAUAUACAUGCGGCAGCCUCAUGUCGGAUGCAAAGGACCAACAAAUGACGCCGUCAACAGCGCCCAAUAGGAUUUCCGGCUCUGGCUCCCAUCCCAGCUCUGGUUCCGGCCUCGCCUCCGGCUCCCUUUCUGUCCCACGCUCCCGCUCUAGCUCCCGCUCUGGCUCCGAUCCCAACUCGCACGGUACCCCCUCGCCGGGCGAGGGUUACCAACAAGUGGCGCUGUCGACAAGGUCGAACAGCAUUUCCAUUUCUAGUCCCGUCUCCGUUUCUAACUCCGACUUGGACUCUGACCCCGGAUUCGACACCUCCAGGCUCAGGGCGGCGACAGCGACCCUCGCUAAGGAGGGAAUCCAAAGUUUGGCCGCUCCAAUUCUGGUUUUUGGCCGUACACUCCGUCGGGCAUCGAGGGCAUACGAUGCGGCAGCCAUCGAGUCACUCGAGCGAAAUGUCAAUGGGACUACAGCCAACUUGGACCUGGUUGAUGCUGCUACUCAGACAGUCAUUGAUCUUGACAUGGCGAACAAUGCACUUCGUCAUUUGCAUGAGGCAUUGGUUAUACUCACAGACCUCCAACGUAGGGCGGCCAAAGCACCAGCUCCGGCGAUGCCCCCCCAGAGUCGUGGCAACAAGCGCCAGCGGACCGAGUAA
Messenger RNA from Gaeumannomyces tritici R3-111a-1, 1314 nucleotides. RefSeq lists its product as hypothetical. The record is from RefSeq and is a predicted model, not a curated record. NCBI's taxonomy places the organism in Eukaryota, Fungi, Ascomycota, Sordariomycetes, Magnaporthales, Magnaporthaceae. The transcript is spliced from 2 exons. Bases 1 to 1314 code for a protein of 437 amino acids.